Molecule: messenger RNA, 1715 nt
Organism: Protomyces lactucae-debilis
Lineage: Eukaryota; Fungi; Ascomycota; Taphrinomycetes; Taphrinales; Protomycetaceae
Product: uracil-5--methyltransferase
Exons: 1
Coding region: 204-1649 (481 amino acids)
Biological process (GO): tRNA processing
Molecular function (GO): tRNA (uracil(54)-C5)-methyltransferase activity, S-adenosyl methionine-dependent
Source: RefSeq, a predicted model, not a curated record
UACUGCAGGACCAGUGCAGGUACUGUACUACUGCUACUCUGUUCACUGUCUACAGCUGCUGUCAACAGCCAUUACUCGGCUCAGACAUCUCAACAAGUGCUCAUACAACCAUCAUUGCUGCUGCCAGGAAAUUGCCCUUUGCUUCUCAGCUACUGCUACAGGCCGCAUCGCUUCAGACUCAAGUCUUCCGUUCAUUGUGUCUGAUGAGCACCGAGACACUCAAGCGUGCAGCAUCGCCUGCUCCACGACAGGCAGAGGGAAGUAGUACACGGAUUCGCACCAAGAAACAGAAAGGAGCUAAAAAGGCCAAGGCUGGGUCUGCUGGCGACGAAGUUCUCAUCAAGGACAUUGCCCGCAUGAGGAAGCAGGCCCAGCCCAAUACCAAUGUAACUCCUGAAAAGCUGGUAACAUUUGAGGUUGAGGUCGUCUGUCUCAACUCGACUGGAGAUGGGCUCGGUCUCUGUGGCGAGUAUGCAGUCAUUGUACCCUUCUCCCUUCCGGGCGAAUGCGUCAAGGCCAAGCCAUACUUUAUCAAUGAAGUAGACAAGAUUAUACUAUGCGACAUGGUUGAAGUUCUGAGCAAGUCAUCCAGGCGAGACGAUUCUUUGGUCCAGUGCAAGUACUUUGGCAAAUGCUCGGGCUGCCAAUUCCAACAACUACCCUAUGCUGCACAACUAGAGCACAAACGGCAAGUUGUUGUCCACGCCUACGAAGACUUUUGCGAUCUGGAGCCCUCCCUCAUACCAAUCGUUGGGGAGACAAUGGCAUCUCCAUUGCAGUACGGCUAUCGCACCAAAAUUACACCUCACUUUGACCAGCCACGGAAAGGUUUUGCGCCUGGACAAGUACCAGAAAUUGGUUUCAACGAAAAAGGCCGGCGAAAGGUGUUGGACAUUGAAGAAUGCCCAAUUGCCACGCCCGCCCUCAAUCGGGGGCUGAACGCAGAGCGCAAGCGUGUCUUGGGCAAUCUAUCAGCAUUCAAGAGAGGAGCAACAUUGCUCUUGAGAGAGACAACAAUGAAAUCAGAAGAGGGCUUAACACACGACUAUGUAACGGAUUCCAAAAAGAUAAUUACGGAAAUCAUUGGAGACAAGCAGUUUGAAUCUCCUGCUGGCGCCUUUUUCCAAAACAACAACAGUAUCAUGCCCCGACUCACAAGCUAUGUGCGUGAGCAACUGCAGUCUUCCGCCAAAUAUCUGAUUGACGCGUACUGUGGCUCUGGUUUGUUUAGCAUCACUUGCAGCGAGGGACUCAGUGCAGUCAAUGGCGUGGAGAUUUCGCAAGACAGUAUUGCAUGGGCAAAGAAGAAUGCAGAAGCCAAUAAUGUAAACAAUGCCGAGUUUCUGGCUGGCAGUGCUGAGCUCUUGUUUAAGCAAAUCACCUUUCCUGCAGCGGAGACGGCGAUGAUUGUGGAUCCGCCGAGAAAGGGAUGCGACGAAGUGUUCCUCAACCAGCUCCUCGACUACUCUCCAAAAGUUGUGGUCUAUGUCUCUUGCUGCGUACAGACUCAGGCCAGAGAUGUUGGAUUCAUCUUGGGCCACGACAAGGGCAAGGACUAUGUGCUCGAAUCUGUGAGAGGAUUUGACCUAUUCCCAAAUACCUACCACGUCGAAUCUGUUGCGGUUCUUCGCAAGCGUCCCGCUGCAUAGUAAGCAUGGUAUCACAUAGUAUAUUACAGAGCAUUCACUGUAGGCCACAAGACCAAGGUCGAGCUA